Anastrepha obliqua is the source of this 843-nucleotide messenger RNA. RefSeq lists its product as uncharacterized. Bases 1 to 843 code for a protein of 280 amino acids. The transcript is spliced from 3 exons. Gene Ontology annotation, molecular function: DNA binding. The record is from RefSeq and is a predicted model, not a curated record. NCBI's taxonomy places the organism in Eukaryota, Metazoa, Arthropoda, Insecta, Diptera, Tephritidae.
AUGCCCCCAAUACGAAGUUAUGUUUGGAAGCAUUUUUCAAAGGAGAGUUGUACCGAUGUAAGGUGUCAGUUGUGCUGCAAAACUUUAAAGUGCUCGAACAACACAACAAAUAUGAUGCAGCACUUAAAUUUGAAACAAAAGUUAAAAAUUCCACCAUCAAUUAAUCUGGAAAUGGUUGUAAUGGACAAUUUGCCAUUUUCGCAUGUGGAAGGGAAAGGGUUCUUGCAGUUAAUGAAACAUCAAUAUCCGCUUUAUAAAGUUCCGACCAGGAAUACAAUAAAAGCAGAAAUUGAAAAAAUGUAUAAUAGAGAAGUGGAAAAAUGUACAAAGAUGUUAUCGCAUGUGUCUAAUAUCUGUUUGACUACUGAUAUAUGGACUGACACUCAAAUGAACAGCAUGUCCGGUGUGACGGUACAUGGUUUGUUUGAAAGUAAAAAAUUUUAUGGAACAAUUGGUGUAUUUAAACUAACUCAAGCCCAUACAGCUGCACACAUCUCAGAAGUACUAAAAGGUUCGCUUUCGGAAUUUUCCAUAAACAAAAGCAAUGUUAGUGCAGUGGUUACUGAUAAUGGCGCUAAUAUUGUUAAAUCUAUUUAUAAUACUUUUGGGAAAAAUCACCAUAUUCCAUGUUUCGCGCACACGCUUAACUUAAUUUGUGACAGUUCAUUAAAUACGCCUGAAGUCAGCAAUAUCAUCACAAGCUGCAGAGCAAUAGUGACUUGGUUUAAACGGCAUGUUAAAGCCAAUGAUAAUUUGCGCCAACUGCAAAUAUCUGCUGGAAUUUCUGAAGGCAAACAGUUAAAACUCAUUUUGGCCGUUAAAACCAGGCGGAAUUCUACAUAA